Messenger RNA from Botrytis cinerea B05.10, 895 nucleotides. RefSeq lists its product as hypothetical. Bases 107 to 856 code for a protein of 249 amino acids. Lineage: Eukaryota; Fungi; Ascomycota; Leotiomycetes; Helotiales; Sclerotiniaceae. The transcript has a single exon. The record is from RefSeq and is a predicted model, not a curated record.
GAACUCUACACCUUAAAUUCUUUCACGAUAUCAACACUUCAUGGAAGACUACAAGGUCUCAGCGACAAUAAUCUCCUCGUCGAUGUCACACUACUAAGUCAUUUCGAUGGCUCUGAAACGAUCAGAGGAAGAAACCACAGUUUCGACAAAGUGGGGUCCAGUGGUAAUAUUCAACGGCACCAACUACCCCUACUUCAAGAAUUCGGUCGUAAUGGCUUUGGCGGCAGCAGGCGCACUUGGUUUCCUCGAUAACACUGAAGCAGUAGUAGCUGUACCAGCAGAAACAGAUUCGGAUAUACAAUGGCAGAUAUACCAGAGCUACAUAAAAAGGAAAGGCUAUGCCAUCUCUAUUCUCAACUCGGCCAUAAAUCAUAUUCAACGCGCUGCAAUUUUCGAGCUUAUUAUAGCGGGUGACAUCAAAAGAAGUUGGGACAAGUUGGCUGAAAUGGACCAGGCAAAACAUCCUCUAUUUGUUGCCAAUGUGCGACGAAGUUUCCAUCGGGAGACCUUCGAUCCAAACAAGCAAACAAUACGGCAAUUCACUGAUAUCCUAUUGAACUAUCAAAUAAUGGUUUCUACAAGCAAGUCUGGUAUUACCGACACGGAACUCAGAUCGGUACUCCUCCAGAAGCUCCCCGAAACCGGCAUCUGGCGUUCGUCAAAGAAUUUCGCUGUCGAUAACGAGCUCUCUCUCGAAAAGACAAUUCAACAUCUUGUCAUAAGUGCAAGUUCUUUGAUUCUGAAAUCCAUCACAAACAAUGGAGGUGCGGUAGAUACAAUCGACAAAAAGAACAAUAACAGAGAUGAUCAGAUUGAUCGAUUUGACGGAGGAUCACGAAAAAAGUCUAUCAUAUAAAGGGGAAGUACGUCCAAUUUCAGGGGAAAACUAGAUGCA